This is a messenger RNA of Soboliphyme baturini, 1485 nucleotides long. The record is from the annotation of a GenBank genome assembly. Lineage: Eukaryota; Metazoa; Nematoda; Enoplea; Dioctophymatida; Soboliphymatidae.
AUGUCGGCGGACUGUUGUUCUGGCAUUAAAUGCGAACCGGCAAAAGCGGAUAUCGCAGUGAUCGGUUUGGCGGUGAUGGGUCAGAAUCUCAUCCUCAAUAUGAACGACAAUGGAUUUAAGGUCUGCGCUUUCAAUCGAACCGUUUCGAAGGUUAGCAGUUUUCUGAACAAUGAAGCAAAAGGGACGAAAAUUAUUGGAGCGAACAGUCUGGAAGAAAUGGUGAACAAGUUAAAGAAUCCUCGUAUAGUUAUGCUAAUGGUGAAAGCGGGAAAGCCGGUGGAUGACUUUAUCGAGCUUCUUAUCCCACUUUUACAUGAACAUGAUAUCAUAAUCGACGGUGGAAACUCUUUCUACAAAGACACACAGCGUCGUUAUAAUUUGCUGAAAAAGCAUGGUAUGUACUUUGUUGGUUGCGGAGUUAGCGGUGGAGAAGAAGGCGCGAGGCAUGGACCUUCGCUCAUGCCUGGCGGAGCCGCUGAAGCCUGGCCUCACAUCAAGAACAUUUUUCAGUCGAUUGCUGCCAAAGUUAACAACGAACCCUGCUGUCAGUGGAUUGGGAAUGAUGGCGCUGGUCAUUACGUAAAAAUGGUUCACAAUGGCAUCGAGUACGGCGACAUGCAGCUCAUAUGCGAGUCGUAUCACUUUCUGCGCGAAGUGCAGAAUUUGUCACAUGACGAAAUGGCAGCGGUGUUCGAAAAAUGGAAUCAAGGCGAACUUGACUCUUUCCUGAUCGAAAUGACUGCACACAUACUGAAGUAUAAAGAUGUGGACGGAAAACCACUCGUCACUAAAAUACGCGAUUCGGCUGGUCAGAAAGGAACCGGAAAAUGGACAGCUGAAUCCGCUCUGGACAUGGGAGUUCCGGUGUCGUUAAUUGCGGAAGCCGUGUUCGCGCGUUGUUUGUCAGCGAUGAAGGAACGAGCUGAAGCGAGCAGCGUUUUGCCCCAACCCGCCUCGGCUCGUCCAACUGAAGGCUACACAGACCACGUGAAAGCGGUGCGUUCGAACGCAUUGUAUGCAUCUAAAAUCAUCUCCUAUGCACAAGGAUUUAUGUUACUGCAAAAAGCGGCGUCUUCUUUUGGCUGGAAUUUAAAUUUUUGCGAAAUAGCGAAGCUCUGGCGUGGUGGCUGCAUCAUUCGCAGUGCCUUUCUUAAACGUAUCAGCGAAGCUUAUUCGAGGAAUCCGAACCUCGACAACCUGCUAUUUGAUCAGUUUUUCUGUGACGCUAUUAAACGCUGUCAGUUUUCUCUGCGCAAAGUGGUCUCGGCAGCCGUUUUGUAUGGUUUGCCAGUCCCAGCGUUUUCUUCUGCAUUGGCGUUUUAUGAUGGACUGAGGUGCCCGACCCUUCCGGCAAACUUGAUCCAGGCCUUGCGGGACAAUUUCGGUGCUCAUACUUACGAAAGAAUUGACAACCCCGGAGUCUUCGUGCACACUGACUGGACAGGUCACGGAGGCCGGGUCGCCUCCAGUACCUAUUCACUUUAA